Messenger RNA from Vicia villosa (hairy vetch), 1145 nucleotides. RefSeq lists its product as uncharacterized. The record is from RefSeq and is a predicted model, not a curated record. The coding region runs from base 370 to 846 and encodes 158 amino acids. The transcript is spliced from 5 exons. NCBI's taxonomy places the organism in Eukaryota, Viridiplantae, Streptophyta, Magnoliopsida, Fabales, Fabaceae.
UCUCUCUCUCGCCGUCGUGAAUCGCUCCGGGGUUUCCAGCCACCAGAAUGCUCCUGCAUCUUCGUGAGUCCUCCGUCUCCGUCUAUUCUCCAUCGUGAGUCUCUCCUUCGAAUGCUCCUGCACCUUCGUGAAUCAUCUCCGUCAAGCGCUUCGGCAACAUCGUGAAUCAUCGUUAUCGACUGUGUCACAUCCAUUUCGUUCAUCCGAGUUGAUAAAUAGUAGAUUCGAUGUUGAUGGUGAUGAGGUUAUCUAGACGAAACAGAGGACAGAAGGAAAAGAUGAUUGAAGACUUGAUCCUUACAUAAUCCAAUUGUGAGAUGACAAGAGGUAAAUAAAACCUAAUAUUUUCAAAGGUUAAACCCAAAGAUUAUGCAAAAAACCUAUGUGCAAAACUCUGGGAAUUUCACUCUCACCAGGGACUCGAGAAAACAUGUUCAAGAAUCGGUUGUUCACAGAAAUGGUUCUGCUGUGCCGUCUGCGUCUUCUGCUAGUUACCGUAGCUCGUUGGAAGUUACACCAGAAAAUGAUGUAAAUCCUAGAAGUUCCUUAGGAGAGUCGAGCUGCAAGUCGAAAUCUUCGAGAGAGUUAGUCAAGGUUCUCGAUCGUAUGUGGCGUCUUGAAGAACAGCAGGCAUCAAAUAUAGCAACAGCGAAAGCGCUGAUAAAAGAACUAGAUUCUUCUCAAGCACAAGAAAAAGAGUUAGUACAUGAAAAGAAAAUGAAUAGGCAGAUAAUGGAGAGCUUAAUGAAGCAAAUAACAGAAGACAGACGUGUUAACGAAAUCAAAGACCCUCUUGUUGCUGCUUCAAUAGUUCAUGGUGGUUCAGUUGAUGAAGCAAACCUGUAAGUAGUUUUCUCAGCCAGCCUCUUGUUAAUGAGGUAGAUCAGAAUCAAGACAAUCGACAACAGUAAACACGUAAACUACAGUGUAAAUUCUUACUCCACCCCCACCUUCUAAAGGUUAUUUAUGUUUUUUUUUUCUUACAUAAAAAAAAAGCUUAAGCAGUUGCUACUAGUUGCUACUUAUCUGUGAUUUGUAUUAUUCCAACAUUAGAAUUGGUUAAUUAUACAAUCAAGAUGAGGGCAUUGUAUAUGUAUAACAGUAGAAAAGUUCAUAGUAUGAACUAUUCCUAAUUUUCUGUGUUA